Molecule: messenger RNA, 1967 nt
Organism: Monopterus albus (swamp eel)
Lineage: Eukaryota; Metazoa; Chordata; Actinopteri; Synbranchiformes; Synbranchidae
Gene: igflr1
Product: IGF-like family receptor 1
Exons: 8
Coding region: 260-1180 (306 amino acids)
Cellular component (GO): plasma membrane
Molecular function (GO): protein binding
Source: RefSeq, a predicted model, not a curated record
UGGUAAAAUAGAAGGGGUGCUCCUUUACAGUAGAAAGUCACCUCCGGUUAUUCCCGUUUAGGGAUCUCCACAGCGACUCGCAUGAUGACAUUUGGCACGGUUUUUAUGCCUGAUGCGACCGUGACUCAGUGCCACAGCCACGAGAGCGCUCGUUUUAACCACCAGUCUACCAGGGUACAUCUGUAAACAGCGACUGUGUGGGAGGCCCUACGCUGAGGUCAGAAACGAAUCCUUCAGUCUACGGCGUAGCUUACCCAAAAUGGGUCACUCUGACAUAUGCAGAGAUCCGACAACCCGUUGGCGGAUAGAAGUUGGUGAAUGUGUGCCGUGUCCUAAAAGCCCAGGACAUAAAACUACCACUAACUGUGGCUACGGUGACGACGGAGCGCGCCACGAAGUAACGUUCCUACCGUGCCAAUCUAACACUUUCAACGAUGGCAGCAGAUAUGACUGUCAGCCCUGCUCCCCGUGCCAGUCCGGGGAACGCGUCGUGAGCAAAUGCACCCCAACUAAUAACACCAAGUGCGAGAAACCAAGAAGCCGAACGACCGAGGGUCCUGCUCCAAAACCAACAACAUCAGCUUCUGUCUUCAGCAACAUACCAACGACAAAGGAGGGAUCCAGCCUAGCCAACAAAGCAACCCCUCAUCAAGAGCCUCCUACUUCUCCAUGGGUAGUGCCAUUAGUCAGCCUACUUUCCAUCACAGCUAUCAUAGUUCUCAUAUCUGCUGUCAUGAUCUACAGGAAACGAAAAAGAGGACAGCACACAGAACCCAGCUGUUGCAGACGAUCUUCACUGACCAGCCCAGGCUUCUCUAGCCUCUAUACAUCAGCCGACAAUGAGCUGGAGUCUAUUCUCAGUCCUAACAUCCUGUCAGCACCAUUACAGACAGUGCUGGACAACCUGGAUGUUUUGGAGGAGUUGGUGAUUCUGUUAGAUCCAGAGAGCCGCGGAAUAAAAAACACCAAACAUCUGGCAUCCCACUGCUCCUUCCCCUCCACCUGGAUUACGUAUACAUAUUCUAUGAAGGAUAGUAAGAGCCCCCUGAAAGCUGUGCUGGAGGGGGUCACCAGCCGACACCCUGACUGGACGGUAGAACAUCUGGCUAAGCUGCUUAAACUGAUUGAGCGCAAUGAUGCCAUCUUUGUUCUCUCUAAACUCAGAAUGAAUGUACAGUAAUAACCAUGUAGCCUUUCUUAGUCCUGUGGCUGUUAAUAGCCUUUAACUGAUAUCAUUCAUGUAUGCUGGAAGAUGUUCAGUUAUUUGCAGGAGUCUACAAAAUCCGUGCUUAACGAACAAAUCAACAGUAACCACAGACUGUAUUUAAAUGUAAUAACAGAAGAAAAAGGUAGGAGGAGGAGUUCAAUGCAGCAAAGAAAGAGAUGAGGAAGGUUUUCACAUUUUUCUAACACUGGUCAUGAGGAGUCCUACUCAGAUUGUGCCAGUGUUUUCUUGUGGCUCUGGAAGGUGGUUUCCAGAGUUUGAACACAAACACAUGGCUGUAGGAAUUUAUCAGACAGCACAACAGUCUAAUCAGAGACCACUGUCAACAUGCAUUAACAAAGUGCAGGAUCUAGUGUUUUUCCAGCUUAACUCAUAUUAGAGGCUCCAAGUCAGGGUCUCUCAGCCUCUGCUGAGUCAUGCAACAUUUUGGUAAUGAGAAUACAGAAAAGAAUCACUCUGAUUUGCAACAACAUCAGCGUUUUCAAGACAUGCAUAUUGAUGUCUAUGACAGAAAUGCACAAUAUUGCACUACAUCACUUUUCUGCAUUGAACAACUUUUCCCUGUGUGCAACUAUUAAUUCGAGACAGCUUGUGCUUACAUACUUUUCAUUAAUAGUGGACCAUUAACCAAAAGAUAUUCAUCUUAUUUUUAAAAAGCUGUAACAUUCCACUAAAUAUUAUUGUAUUUCUUCAAGUUACUGGUUUAUUUUCUACUCAAUUUUAAUAAAAACGUUUAUUCAAA